This is a messenger RNA of Lindgomyces ingoldianus, 801 nucleotides long. RefSeq lists its product as uncharacterized. The record is from RefSeq and is a predicted model, not a curated record. The transcript is spliced from 4 exons. Lineage: Eukaryota; Fungi; Ascomycota; Dothideomycetes; Pleosporales; Lindgomycetaceae. The annotation marks the transcript as partial.
AUGCUUCACCCAACAGCUCAAGAUAUCUCCUACUGGCAGGCACACCUUGGCGAUGACCGAAGAUCAUGGUUUGUGGGGCUUAAUGCGACUUUUUUAGUCCUUGCGUACGUGGCUGUAAGCUUGAGAUUUUUAUCGAGAUUGAAGAUUGGAACGAAGAUUGGGCUGGAUGAUUGGCUAAUUUGUUGUGCGGCGGUGAAAUUCCAGACUUCAUUAAUCGCGCAAACUUUCUACAACCUCUGUACGCCAACUAUCAAGCUGUCGAUACUCGCACUUUACUCUCGCAUCUUUUGCCGUACGCAUGGCUGGUUCACGCCAACUCUUUACCUCACCGCUAUCUUCGUCUUUCUGUACACCGUGCCACAAUGCUUUGCAUACAUAUUUCAAUGCGUACCAAUCGAAAGCCUGUGGAAGGAUCUAGGCCCGGGGGGGAAGGUGUAUUGUAUCAAUUUCCAGGCUGUAAUCGUGACCUUUGGCAUCGUCAACAUCCUAACCGACUGGUGGAUCCUUGCCCUCCCCGUUCCCGUUGUCAUCGGCCUUCAACUGGAGCGUAGGACAAAGUGGUCCAUCUGCACUCUCUUUCUGCUUGGAGGAUUCGUCUGUGUCAUCAGUAUCAUCCGGUUAAUCUACGCCAGGAAAGUGGAGACCGCAGAUCCAAGUUGGGACUAUGUUCCUAUCUCCCUUAUCAGCACCAUAGAAUGCAGUUCCGGUAUCCUUGCAGCCUGCAUGCCGACCUGGCGUCCCCUAUUCAAAUUCCUCCGGCAUGGCAUCGGAUCAUACUUUUCUAAUGGCAACAAUAAAUCC